AUGGGCAAGAAGCGCAAGCAGGGCGAGUCGCUCGAGGACGUGCUCGCGCGUCCGUGGUGCUACUACUGUGAGCGGGACUUCGAUAACACCAAGGUCCUCGUCGAUCACCAGAAGGUCAAGCACUUCCAGUGCCAUUUCGGCAACUGUCACCGCCGCCUCAACACCGUCGGCGGGCUGCGCGUGCACAUGGCGCAGGUCCACAAGGCCGACCUGCACGAGGUGCCCAACGCCAACGAGAACCGCAAGGACAUCAACGUCGAGGUCUUUGCCAUGAUCGGCAUGCCCGAGAGCCUGAUCGCCGCCCGCAACGAGAUAGUCACCCGCGCCUACCAUAACAUGGAGGCCGAGCACAUGCGUCGCACCGGCAAUCCGCUCGCCGGCUCGGCUGCCGCCAAGGAGCGCAACGAGGGCGGCAGCUCUAAGAAGGUCAAGAUCGAGGGCAAGGAAGAGCUCAAGCGUCGUGUCGCUGAGGCCAAGGCCAAGCGUGAGGCCAUCAAGAAAGCCCAAGCUUUGGGUCUGCCUCCACCAACCUCGAGCACUCCACCCAGCGCGACCUCGACCACGCCGCAGAAUGUGCCAGAUUCCCAAGCUCAACCGACCCCGACUCCACCCGCCGUGCAGGGCUACGCCGCUCCUCCUGCUGGACCUCCUCAUGCUCCAACAGGCCUUCCACCGGGCUUUCCGCCAGGAUUUGCACCAAGCUUCCCACCGUCCUUCAACGGCAUGCCACCUGGCUACGGUGCGGGCUCGAUGCCACCCACCAACGGCUUGCCACCUGGCUACCCUCCCAGCUCGUCACCACUGCCGCUUGGCAUGCCACUUGGCCACUCUCCCAGCUCGUCGUCAUUCCCGCCCGGCAUGCCACCUGGCUUCAACACCGCCUCGACAGCUCUUCCCAGGCCACCUCCCGACUCCAGCAACUAUCAUGUUCCUUCCCCGCAGAUCCCCAAGCCAUCCAUCUUCGCCCACAUGCCACUGAGACAUUCGACCGAGAGCGAGACGCCAGAGCCGCGCUUCCGCUACCCCUCAACAGGCUUGCACGACACGCCAGAGCCUGUCGAGAUCAAGUCCUUCGAAGCUCCGGCCAUGUCUAGCGAGCAGGUCACUGCCAAGAUCAACGCCAUGUGGUCCGAGCUUGAGGCCCAGAAGGCCGCAGGAGUUGCGUAUCCGCAGAUUCCAAGCCCUCAGCCCGUCGACCCACCAUCGUCGGACAACGCUGGACAGCCAGCCAACGAGCCAACUCCAAACACCGCCCAACAGCAAACCACCGACCGAGCCGAGGCCAAGGCGAAAGCUAAGACUAAGCUCGCCCUCCGGGUCGCUGCAGGUAAGUGCGCACAGCAUAGCGUGCUGAAGCUCCGCGACAACCUGGUGUCCCCGGAAGAGAAGCGUGCUCGUGCUGGUCGCUACCAACCCCAGCCAAAGUUCACCCCACGCUAG
Molecule: messenger RNA, 1440 nt
Organism: Zasmidium cellare ATCC 36951
Lineage: Eukaryota; Fungi; Ascomycota; Dothideomycetes; Mycosphaerellales; Mycosphaerellaceae
Exons: 1
Coding region: 1-1440 (479 amino acids)
Cellular component (GO): nucleus
Source: RefSeq, a predicted model, not a curated record